UUUUCCAUGUUCAUCACGCCCGAUGAAUAUGUUGAUGAUGAUGAUGAUGAUGUCAUCUUAGACACAGAUCCAAACGGUAUCAAUGAUCAGGCCAGAAAUUGAUGGUCGUACAACAACAAAUUGAUAAGACAACGAUAUUUUAUUCGAUAUAAUAAUCAGGAGAAAGAAAAAACAUCGACUGAUUGAUUGUUUUUUAUUGAAAGAAAAAAAACUGCGCCAUUUUUAUUGCUUUCCACAAUAAACAGAGCAAAAAUAAAAGAAUGUCGAAACUUUUGUCCAACAUUUCAUUUGCCAGUAAAGUUGUGCUUAUAACAGGUGCAAGCAGUGGUAUUGGUCGUGAAACAGCCAUACAUUUUAGUCGUCUUGGUGCACAUCUUUGUCUUACUGGUCGUAAUAAUGAACGUUUACAACAAACCAUUGAAGCAUGUCGUCAACAACGACAGAAUUCAGAACAGAAAAUUAUCAGCCAUGUUGGCGAUAUUGGUAGCAAUGAUCAAAAAGCUGUUAAAGAAUUGAUGGAUAAAACGAUUGCCGAAUAUAAUCGUUUAGAUGUAUUGGUCAAUAAUGCCGGUAUCAUUGAAAUGGGAACAAUUGAAACCACAUCAUUGGAUCAAUAUGAUCGUGUUAUGAAUCUAAAUCUUCGGGCUAUUUAUCAUUUAACAAUGUUGGCUGUACCAUAUUUGAUCCAAUCAAAAGGCAAUAUUGUUAAUGUAAGCUCAGUGAAUGGUAUACGUAGUUUCCCAGGUGUAUUGGCUUAUAAUAUCUCAAAAGCUGGCCUCGAUCAAUUAACACGUUGUACAGCAUUGGAAUUGGCCAGUAAAGGUGUACGUGUUAAUUCAGUUAAUCCAGGUGUUGUCGUUACAAAUAUACAUAAAGCAAGUGGCCUUAAUGAUGAACAAUAUCAACGAUUUUUGGAACAUUCAAAAACCACCCAUGCAAUUGGACGUGUUGGUGAUGUUGCUGAAAUUGCAUCGGCAAUUACAUAUUUGGCAUCAGAUUCAGCUACAUUUAUUACCGGUGCAUCAUUACCGGUUGAUGGUGGUCGUCAUGCUAUGUGUCCACGAUGAUGAUCAAAUGAUGAUGAAUGAAAUGAAUGAAUGGAAAAAUUUUUUAAAAAUAAAAUUUCAACUA
Molecule: messenger RNA, 1131 nt
Organism: Dermatophagoides farinae (American house dust mite)
Lineage: Eukaryota; Metazoa; Arthropoda; Arachnida; Sarcoptiformes; Pyroglyphidae
Product: 3-oxoacyl-[acyl-carrier-protein] reductase FabG
Molecular function (GO): oxidoreductase activity
Source: RefSeq, a predicted model, not a curated record